Messenger RNA from Mangifera indica (mango), 1623 nucleotides. RefSeq names its product endoplasmic reticulum-Golgi intermediate compartment protein 3-like. The record is from RefSeq and is a predicted model, not a curated record. The transcript has 13 exons. Bases 183 to 1328 code for a protein of 381 amino acids. Gene Ontology annotation, cellular component: endoplasmic reticulum; COPII-coated ER to Golgi transport vesicle. NCBI's taxonomy places the organism in Eukaryota, Viridiplantae, Streptophyta, Magnoliopsida, Sapindales, Anacardiaceae.
GCAGCAUGAGGAACACAAGUUGAGAGCAGGGAGGAGAAUACAUACAAGCAAACAGAUUACGCAUAAGGCAGGCGACGUGACGGAAGGAGCUGACAACAGUCCACCAACGUUGACCGUCCAAACAAAUCAAUAACAAUAAGCAUUCCGAUUCUAGGGUGUUUUUGAUCCAUUUUCUCGUUAGAAUGAUGGAGAGUUUCUUCCAUAAGCUAAAGAGUUUGGACGCCUAUCCCAAAAUCAACGAGGAUUUCUACCGCCGUACAUUCUCCGGCGGCGUUAUUACUCUCGUCUCCUCUCUUGCUAUGCUCCUCCUCUUUUUCUCUGAAUUCAGAUUAUACUUGCACUCAGUUACUGAGACGAAGCUUUUAGUGGAUACCUCUAGAGGGGAGACUCUACGCAUUAAUUUUGAUGUUACUUUUCCUGCCAUACCAUGUUCAUUUCUCAGUCUUGAUGCUGUGGAUAUCAGUGGGGAGCAACAUCUUGAUAUUAGACAUGAUAUAUUUAAGAAAAGGAUUGAUUCUUCUGGUAAAGAACUAGAAGUCAAGAAAGAUGUAAUUGGUGCACCAAAGAUUGAAAAGCCGUUGCAGAGACAUGGUGGCAGGCUUGAACACAAUGAACAAUAUUGUGGUUCAUGUUAUGGUGCAGAAAAGUCAGAUGAUGAUUGUUGUAAUACAUGUGAGGAUGUUCGUGAAGCAUACAGGACAAAAGGUUGGGCACUGACAAAUGUGGAUUUGAUUGACCAGUGCAAGCGAGAGGGCUUUAUUGAGAAGAUAAAAAGUGAAGAUGGUGAAGGAUGUCAAAUCCAUGGAUCUUUAGAAGUCAAUAAAGUGGCUGGGAAUUUUCAUUUUUCACCUGGGAAAAGCUUUCACCAGUCUAAUAUUGAUAUCCUCAAUGUGUUGGCUUCUCCAAAAGAUAAAUAUAAUAUAAGUCACAAGGUCAAUAAGUUAACUUUUGGUGACCACUUCCCUGGCAUGGUGAAUCCUUUGGAUGGAGUUCAAUGGGGGCAUGAAAGACCAUAUGGUAUGUACCAAUAUUUCAUCAAGGUGGUCCCUACAAUAUACACUAACACCAGAGGUUACACUAUCCAGUCAAAUCAGUACUCUGUGACAGAGCACUUAAGGGUUUCAGAACUGAUUCACUCUGAUUCACAUUUUGGAGUGUUCUUCUUUUAUGAUUUUUCUCCCAUUAAGGUGACCUAUAAAGAGGAACAUAUUUCAUUCUUACACUUUCUGACAAAUAUUUGUGCUGUAAUUGGAGGUAUUUUUGCUGUUGCUGGAAUAGUAGAUUCAUUUAUAUAUCAUGGUAAAAAAAGACUCAAGAAGCAGAUGUAAAUUGGGAAGUUGAGAUGAUAAUUUUGAGGUUUGGUUGUAAAACUCCAAUAUCAUCUGGGGGUGCUUUUUCAAGUAGCAUUUUAUAGAUGGUCUAAAAAUGGAGUUAGAAUUUCUCGUGUUGAUUUUUGAUCACAAUACCAUGGACGAUAUACUUUUUCAGGUAGGUGAAAAAAAAAAGUGGAGUUGGAAUUUUUGUGUUGAUUUUUUUUUUUUUUUUUUAAUCACAGUUCCUUAGACAAUAUACUGAUAAUGUUUCUUCAGUUUCAGUCAAUGAUUUGAUUUGGGUUUCGGUAAA